Molecule: messenger RNA, 868 nt
Organism: Plectropomus leopardus (leopard coralgrouper)
Lineage: Eukaryota; Metazoa; Chordata; Actinopteri; Perciformes; Serranidae
Source: RefSeq, a predicted model, not a curated record
CUUUAUCUUUCUGGGCUUGUCUUUGUUCACAGCAUCAUGUUCCCGCUGAGGUCUCCUGUGACUGUCAGCGUCAGCGUCAUUGCAGCGACUGUCUUUGCUACAUGGGCGUGGAAACGUCACAAAAUCAAAAAGAAAAUGAGAACUUUGGAUGAAAACAUAGCAAAUGUCGAAGAUCGACUGAUAAACUCUGAGCGGAGCCUGGUGGAGGUGGUCGAAAAAACUGCAGAAUCAAUGGAUCUGUGGUUCACCAGCAUGACGGGGAUCCUGGUGAACCAGAGAGAGAGAUUCAGACUGGACCUGGAGGACGUGCAGACGGAGGAGGAGGACGUCAGAGAGAAGCUGCAGCUCCUGGAGAGGAAAAUAUCAGAGAGCGAAGACAGAAAGGAAAUCGACCAAACUGAGGAGCAGCUGAGACGGAAACAGAAGCUGCUGAGUGCUCAGCGGAGGCUGCAGAGGAGGAAAGACGAGCUGGAGAAACUGCAGCUGAACACCGACAAACUGCUGCAGAGCCCCGAGGCUGCAGGACGACUGACGCUGCUCACAGACAGAAAACUGACCUUAAAGAGAGACGUGAAGCUGCUAAAUCAAGAGCUGGAGGACGAGAAGGGAGAGAGAGACGAGCUGCAAAACUCCUGGCUUCUUCUCUUUUAACCCUUUGAGCAGCAUCACUUUUCUUGUGCUGCUUUCAGACACCUUUUACAGGUUUAUAAACUUUUGAUCAUUGACCAAAUUGGUGCAAUUUCAUUCAAAAACGUGGGAAAAAAGGCAACGAACAGCUUGAUCAGAAAUGUUCCAUUAAUUGCAAUGCAUUUAAAUAAUUUUUUUUAAAAAAGCUCGGGUGAAUUAUCUUGGGAAAUAAAGAAAGAAA